AUGGUUUCUGCAGAUUUAUCCUCAUUCCCAAAGCCACUCAAGCAGUCAGGCGCACUUGAGAAGUUCGCCUAUGAGGAGACGACUCCUGUCAUUGGGCGUGAAUUCGCAGACGUAAACAUCGUUGAUGACCUACUGAAUGCUCCUAAUGCCGAUGAAUUGAUUCGUGAUCUGGCAAUCACUAUCUCCGAACGUGGCGUUGUCUUCUUCCGCAAGCAGGACAAUCUCACAAACGCUCUGCAAAAACAACUGAACCACCGACUUGGUCAGUUGUCCGGCAAGCCAUCAGACUCAACUCUACACAUCCAUCCCGUGCUCAACAACAACAGCGAAUUUGGCGUCGAUGAUGCUGAGAUUAGCACGAUUAGCUCUUUGCAAAGGAAGGCUCUCUUCAAAGAGGGCGAGACUCGCAACAAGCGCCGUUACGAUGCCGCCCAAUGGCAUUCAGACAUCCAAUUCGAGCCUGUUCCAGCUGACUACACCUCGCUUCGUCUGACUCAGCUUCCAAAGUCUGGCGGUGACACUGUCUGGGCAUCUGGCUAUGAGAUCUACGAUCGUUUCUCACCAGCAUACCAAAAGUUCUUCGAAGGCUUGACUGCCACCUUUGUUGGUGACGGCUUCAUCAAGGCUGCAGCGGCCAACCCGGAUAAGGUCAAGAUCUACGAGAAAGAGCGUGGAAGUCCUAAGAAUGUGGGCAAAGAACUCACAGCAGUUCACCCUGUUGUCAGAACUAACCCUGUCACUGGCUGGAAGAGCAUCUUCGCUCUCGGACCUUUCCCAAAGUUUAUCAACGAGUUGAAUACAGAUGAGUCCGAGGAGUUGUUGAAGAAGUUCAGGGCCACCAUCACAGAGAAUCAUGACUUGCAAGUCCGUUUCAAGUGGAGAAACGAGAAUGACAUUGCUAUCUGGGACAACCGUUCAGCUUUCCACAGUGCCACUUUCGAUUACGAAGGACUGGGUGAGCGCUUUGGUAACCGUGCUGUUGGCAUUGGUGAGGUGCCUUAUCUGGACCCAAACAGUCAGUCAAGAACGGAGGCCCUUGCCAAGAACCAGCAGAUUCCAGAGACAAAAUCCGAAGGCAAGGUCGAGAAGUCUGAGACUCUUUCGGCUUAG
Molecule: messenger RNA, 1110 nt
Organism: Aureobasidium subglaciale EXF-2481
Lineage: Eukaryota; Fungi; Ascomycota; Dothideomycetes; Dothideales; Saccotheciaceae
Exons: 3
Coding region: 1-1110 (369 amino acids)
Cellular component (GO): cytoplasm
Molecular function (GO): 2-oxoglutarate-dependent dioxygenase activity
Source: RefSeq, a predicted model, not a curated record